Molecule: messenger RNA, 1005 nt
Organism: Talaromyces amestolkiae
Lineage: Eukaryota; Fungi; Ascomycota; Eurotiomycetes; Eurotiales; Trichocomaceae
Exons: 3
Coding region: 1-1005 (334 amino acids)
Biological process (GO): rRNA processing
Cellular component (GO): nucleus; preribosome, small subunit precursor; preribosome, large subunit precursor
Source: RefSeq, a predicted model, not a curated record
AUGGCUACCGCAGAUAUUCAAAAAACGCCGUUCGUGAGGGAAUUGGCAUCGAGUGACCGUAAAACCCGUGACAAAGCCUUCGAAUCAUUGACCCUCUUCCUCAAAGCUCGCAAAGACCUAAGUCUCCUCGAACUGCUCAAAGUCUGGAGAGGAUUAUUCUUCUGCUUCUACCAUUCCGACCGCCCCCUAACCCAACAAGCCCUCGCGCGCGCCCUCUCAUACUCCCUCGUCCCCAGCCUCCCGCGCGAAAGCCGGCUUCGCUUCCUGCGCGCGUUCUGGAUUACUAUUGGCACUGAAUUCCACAAUCUGGACAGAUUGCGACUUGAUAAAUACUUGUUUCUGAUUAGGUGCUAUGUCGGCGUUGCGUUUGAGAUUUAUCUGAAGGGGAAAAUUAAUGAUAAAUCGGAGACAGGAAAGGAGGAGGAGGAGAAACAAGAUGAAGGGAAUAAAAAGAGAAAAAGAACCGGAGAAGAUAAAACCAAGAACGGCAAGAGGAGAAAACAGUCCGGGGGCAAUAACAACGAGGCAACGUCAGCGCAAGGCGGGAAAUGGACAGAGUUGGAAUCAUAUAUUUCGCUACUAGAGGAGGGACCGCUGUGUCCCAUCAACUUUGACCCAAAAGAGCAAAAACCCGGCAAAGAUGAGAUAGCCAUGCCACAUGGUCCUGAUGGAUUGCGGUACCAUAUUACUGAUAUCUGGCUUGACGAGUUGGAGAAAGUUGUCUCUUCAUAUGAUUCUGACGACAAAAGCGAGGAAAACGUACCGGUAAAAGACCGUCUUGACGUCCCCAUUGAACUACUGCUCAGACCAUUUGAGAAAUUGAAGAAAGAAUCUCAGACGAAGUCAGUGCGGGUGAAGGUGGUUAGUGAGGUGUUGGAUGAUGAGCGGUUGGUUGAAUGGGGGUUUAAGGAGAGAAAGAAGAAGAGGAGUGUUGGAAGUGGGGAUGAAGAGGAUGACGAGGAAGAGGAGGAUGAGAAUGCAUCGUGGGAUGGGUUUGAUGAUUAG